GGCCUUUGCCUAAGCCGGCUGGCGAAGUGCGCGCGCAGGACUCCCAGGCGCCGGGUCGGGGAAGGCACGCGGAGGGGAGGGGAGGGAGCAGCAGCAGGUUGUCUUGGGAAGAGGCGGGCGGGCGGAGGCUCCCUACUCUCCCAAGUUGUCCUGCGUGGCGAGAAGUUUGCGGCGGCCGGCUCUCCUUCAGGAGGCGCACCGGGGUGCCGGGCUCCCGGCGGGAGGGAGGCAGGAAGGCAAGGCAAGGCAGCUGUGGCGCGGCGGACCCCCCAAGGCAGCGUUGGGCGGGGUCGCCAGGGAGCCGCGUGAAGGACGCCUGGCAUGGGAAGAAGGACGCCACCCUGGCAAGCCCAGCGCCGCCGCCGCCUCCUUCUCCUCGCCUCCUGCGCCUGCCGGCAACCGGGAGCAGCAGCUCCCCCAGGGCAACACCGCUGAACUUCGGAGCCUGGGUUGGGGUUGGCUCCCCUGUCCAGCGUGGAAGUGUGGCGGCGGGCGCACUUUCCCUUCUUCGGAGCCGUGAAGGAGAGCGGCUGCGGAGGAAGGGGAGCGAAGGAGCUCCCUGGAGGUAGCCGAGAGGCCCGCCGCGGGGUCGACCAUUCUGUGCUGGAGGAAUCCCGGGGACUCCUUUCCCAUGGAGACCGAGGAGGAGGAGCGGCGCGCUCGGCAAGAAGCGCGCGCCAGCGACGUCCACAGGGUGGAUCCAUAUGGGUUUGAAAGGCCAUCAAACUUUGACUAUACAACGUACGAAGAAUUUUUUUCUGGGUAUCUAGUGGUUCUCACCAGAAGAGCAAUUCAGUGGUCCAAGCUUUUAAAGGGAAAUAAUGGUUUACCAAAAAGUUUAAAAGUGAAACGCUACAUCAGAAAAGGCAUUCCGAAUGAGCAUCGCGCGCUAGUCUGGAUGGUUGUGAGUGGCGCGCAGGCCCACAUGGAACAAAACCCUGGAUACUACCAGAAAUUACUUGAAGGAGAGAAAAAUGACAAGUUGGUGGAAACAAUUAAGACAGAUAUGAACAGAACAUUUCCGGAUAACAUUCGGUUUCGCAAAACUGCUGAUCCCUGUUUACAGAAGACACUCUACAAUGUAUUAGUGGCAUAUGGGCACCAUAAUAAAUCUGUGGGAUACUGUCAGGGCAUGAACUUCAUAGCUGGAUACUUGAUUCUUAUUACAAGAAAUGAGGAAGAGUCUUUUUGGUUGUUAGAUGCUCUCAUUGGCCAAAUAUUACCAGAUUAUUAUAGUCCAGAAAUGAUGGGCUUGAAAAUGGAUCAAGAAGUCCUGGGAGAACUUGUAAGAAUGAAAAUACCAGCCAUUGCAGAAUUAAUGGACAGACAUGGAGUUAUGUGGACGUUGGUGGUAUCCCGUUGGUUUAUCUGCUUGUUCAUUGACAUUCUUCCCGUAGAGACUGUACUUCGAAUUUGGGACUGCUUGUUCUAUGAGGGGUCCAAAAUAAUCUUUCGAGUGGCUUUAACAUUAAUUAAGCAACACCAAGCUUUCAUUUUGGAAGCCAACAACUUCCCGGACAUCUGUGAUAAAUUUAAGCAGAUCACCCAAGGUCCAUUUGUAACAGAGUGUCAUACUUUCAUGCAGAAAAUAUUUACAGAUCCUGGAAGUCUGCGGAUGGCUACCAUAAACAAACUUCGGGAAACUUGUAGAGAAAAGUUGAUUGCUCAGAGAUAAAUGGGACAAUAUUUAAAAAUGACCUACUGCGAAUGUAGGUACAUUCCUUCACUUCAUUGCACUGAAUCAUGCUCAGUUUCCACAGUCCAAGGGAGUAUUGACUGGCAUUUGACCAAUUAUUUCCAGUCUUUCAAGUAAGUCUUGUGAACUGGAUAACUUAAUCAUUUUUUAAAAAAUUACUGUAUAAAUAAAAUGUGAUCAGUGUGGUGUUAAAUUCUUCGGGAGGGGUCAAAGUCACUAUUUGAGGGAAAAUUUUUGUGUAAUGUUUAAGUGAAUAAAUAGGUUUAUAAAUAUUUACAUUAAUUAUGAAGGUACAAAAUAAAAAUUCUAUUUAUUUGCAAAA
This is a messenger RNA of Heteronotia binoei (common prickly gecko), 2018 nucleotides long. RefSeq names its product growth hormone regulated TBC protein 1 (gene GRTP1). The transcript is spliced from 8 exons. The record is from RefSeq and is a predicted model, not a curated record. NCBI's taxonomy places the organism in Eukaryota, Metazoa, Chordata, Lepidosauria, Squamata, Gekkonidae. The coding region runs from base 632 to 1675 and encodes 347 amino acids.